GGCCGGGGCGCGGGAGGAGGCGGCGGCGGGUGAGUGCGGGGCGGGCUGGGCCGCGGGGCCGGGUCCGUGUGUGCAUCCGCAGCAGCGUGCGGCGCCGUUGCGGGUGUCCGUUCCGGCCGUUGCUGUAAGGCAGGCGGCAGUGGAGCUUCGCCUCGUGCCCGGGGUCUCCGUCCGGGGCGUUCGGCGGAACACGCUCCGCGCCGUUCUGAGCCGGGUUCGAACGGGCAGCGCUCGCAGCGCUUACCAGAGAAGCUAAAGAUGAGUCUACGGAAGCAAACCCCCAGUGACUUCCUAAAACAGAUCAUUGGCAGGCCAGUUGUUGUAAAAUUAAAUUCUGGAGUUGAUUAUCGAGGUGUCCUGGCUUGCCUGGAUGGGUAUAUGAAUAUAGCUCUGGAACAGACUGAAGAAUAUGUAAAUGGACAAUUAAAGAACAAGUAUGGGGACGCAUUUAUCCGAGGAAAUAAUGUAUUGUACAUAAGCACACAGAAGAGGAGGAUGUGAAGAUGCCAGAAGGAGGCAGUUUUGUACUUGUGAACCUCUUCGAAAUGAUGAGCCCUCUUUGAUUUGUACUUAAUAAUCCACAGAUGAAAUACACAAGUGUUUAAAUAUUUUUUUUAAAUAAAUGUAAACCAGUGUAAACUUCCUGGAUAUUUUUGUUUCAAAGCAUUGCUCGGUUACGCUGCCCAGAAAAAAAAUAAAGAGAGAAGCACGUAAUAGUGCCACAAGACUA
Molecule: messenger RNA, 730 nt
Organism: Strigops habroptila (Kakapo)
Lineage: Eukaryota; Metazoa; Chordata; Aves; Psittaciformes; Psittacidae
Gene: LSM6
Product: LSM6 homolog, U6 small nuclear RNA and mRNA degradation associated
Exons: 4
Coding region: 259-501 (80 amino acids)
Biological process (GO): maturation of SSU-rRNA; mRNA splicing, via spliceosome
Cellular component (GO): P-body; U6 snRNP; sno(s)RNA-containing ribonucleoprotein complex
Molecular function (GO): RNA binding
Source: RefSeq, a predicted model, not a curated record